AUGGAAAAUGGGCAAAGGCAUACCCUACACAUCAACAGCAACAUCAAGAACAAUGUGGUGCAGUUUCUACUCAAGCACAGCCAGGAUGGAGUGCUUGCAAGAGGGGCUGUAAUGGAGGCAGCAGACACUUUUAACAUCAGUAGAAAGACUGUGUACAGACUCUGGAAGUCAGCCAAGGAGCAGAUGCAAAGGGGAGAACCUGCAAUCAUGGAAGGAAAGAUUAGAGGGUACCAACAUGCUGACAGAUUAGACCUCGAUGAAGAAAAGGUUAGAAACUUAUACAUUCUUGAAAGAUCUUCCCUUAGAAAAAUGGCUGUCAAAUUGAAUGUGAGCAAGAGCACAAUAGGUUCAUGGGUGAAGCAAGGUAAACUAAGGCCACAUACAAAUGCAAUUAAACCUGCCCUCACUGAUAUGAAUAAGCUAGCAAGAGUGAGAUGGAGCCUUAGUCAACUCCAGCCACAAAUAGCUGAUGGUAAAGUUCCAUAUCAAAGCAUGCAGAAUAUAGUGCACAUAGAUGAGAAGUGGUUCUAUAUGACCAAGUCAUCAGACAGAUACUACCUCUUGUCAGGUGAGGAGGAGCCAUAUAGGUCAUGCAAAUCCAAAAGAUACAUCACCAAAGUGAUGUUUAUGUGUGCUGUCAGUAGGCCACUUUUUGGAAGUGAGGGUCAGACCCUUUAUGAUGGUAAGGCGGGAAUAUUUCCCUUCACUGAAGUUGUGCCAGCACAAAGAAAGUCAAAGAAUAGGCCAAGAGGAACCAUGGAAACCAAGGCAAUCCAUUCAGUGACAAAGCCAGUUAUGAGGGACUGCCUUCUCCACAAGAUUAUACCUGCAAUUAAGGCCAAGUGGCCUGUUUGGGCAAGUAAAGAGAUUUACAUUCAGCAAGACAAUGCCACACCACACAUAACUGCCAUGGAUCCAGAGUUUCAGGCUAUUGCCAAUUCAGAUGGAUUUAAAAUCCAUCUGAUUUGUCAACCAGCUAAUUCUCCUGAUACUAACAUACUAGACCUUGCUCUUUUGCAGAGCUGUCACCACAAACCCUUAAUAGAGUAUUCCUCAGUUUGCAAGCUUGCCUCAGAGAAAUCCUACAAAUGCAGAGGUGGAAAUGGUUACAAAGUUCCACACAUCAACAAGGAUAGGCUGGAAAGAACUGUGGGACUCCCUAAUGUGGUGGAAGUGGAGGAGAAUGUGGUGAGAGAAGUGCUGGAAUACUUGCAAAUGCCAGAAAACAAUGAUGGAUCAAUGUAUGACAUUGGUCCUCUAUCAAAUGCAUUUGGCUUAUAG
Salvia hispanica is the source of this 1281-nucleotide messenger RNA. RefSeq lists its product as uncharacterized. Gene Ontology annotation, molecular function: nucleic acid binding. NCBI's taxonomy places the organism in Eukaryota, Viridiplantae, Streptophyta, Magnoliopsida, Lamiales, Lamiaceae. The record is from RefSeq and is a predicted model, not a curated record.